This is a messenger RNA of Sphaerodactylus townsendi, 3070 nucleotides long. RefSeq names its product netrin-G2-like. The transcript is spliced from 10 exons. The coding region runs from base 1618 to 3006 and encodes 462 amino acids. Lineage: Eukaryota; Metazoa; Chordata; Lepidosauria; Squamata; Sphaerodactylidae. The record is from RefSeq and is a predicted model, not a curated record.
UAAAAAGCGGGGCGGCUGAUGGCAAGUGAUGGCCAAAGGCUCGGCGGCGCCGGCUGAAGUUGCUCCGGGAGCGGCGGGCCGGGGCGGGUCGCCUGCUGCUGCUGCCCUUGAGCGCCCCGGGAGGACCGCCCGGCAGCGGGGAACAGACCCCCUCCCCGCCCUCCUGUUUACUAUUGGCUGAUUGCACAGCUGCCUAAUUAUUAUUAUUAUUAUUAUUAUUAUUAUUAUUAUUAUUAUUAUUAUUAUUAUUAUUAUUAUUAUUAUUGGCCCUCUUCAGCAGGGCGGGGCGGGGCGAUGAAGGGGAGCAGCGGGCUCCGGCGGGGCGUCUUCUGGCUGCCGGGGAAAAGUUGAACUUGCUCGCCUUUGCUCCAGCUCCCCCCCCCCUUCCUCCGCAAACGGGAGCCCCCCCCCCUCCGGCUCAACUUUUGCAACAGCCCCCCCCCCUCCAGGCGCUCGGAGGAGGGAGGGGAGGAGGGGAGGAGGGGGGGCGGCCUCCCCCGGGCGUUCCCCCGCCGCAAUCCCGCCCGCCCGUCAUUGCACCGGCUUGGAGGAGCCAGCGGCGGAGCACCGAUCCCUUCGAAACAGAGUGGAUGGAAGAAUCGAAUCAGCCCAAGACCAGAAAUAUAUGCUGAAGAUAGCCGGUACCUGUGAGCAGCAUGAACAGGACUCUGAAUUGUUCCAGCAUUUUCCUGAGUGGCGUCUGCCGGCCUCCAAGGUGGUAGCGGAGGAUCUCAGGGAAAUGCCUCAUCUGUAGCCGCAAGCUUUGGAUGCUUCCCACGAAGUUGACGGAAGGUGGCCUCGACCAUCAGCUGUUCUCGACCGAGUGCCUCAACUGUUCGGAAGGAAAGCUAAAAAAGAAAACCCCGGGAGCGUAGUUCUAAAUAAGAUGCCCAGAGUAUUAAGAAGAUUGCCAACUCAAAUUUCCACUUAACAGGAGAAGCACAGUGAUUUUCCCGGAAAGUAUAUUCCCAAAGAAUUUGUUUAUGCACUUUGGAAGCGCCGCGUCAUGCUCCUACACUAUUUUUGUACAUAAAGUAUUUUUUUUCCUCCUUUUUUUUAAAAAUCAAAACCUACUGCAGAAAACUCUUUGGGAAGGGUCAGCUUACGUGGCGGAUGAAGAAAGGGCUGGAGGGCGGUCGGGACCCAGACUGCGGGGCAUCUCCGGUUCCACCUCCACCUCGUCUACUGGUCAGAUUUCAUCACUGGAAUCAGAACUCGAUAGCUGUAUUGAUUUGACGGAGGAGAGUCACCUCUAGGUAUUUCACGCUGAUGUGGGAGAUCUUUUAUACCUCCCUUUCCCCAAAAGCAAGGAAGGGAAAGAAAAAUGAAGUGAAUUUUUUGCCUGCUGACCAGCAAACUUGGAAACUCUGUUCCGCCCUCUCUUCUCUGAAUCCUUGUGACUGUGGCUUCAUUAAGAGAGGCCUUUUCCUUGCCUGAAUCCCCAUAUGAAGUUGGAACAUUACUGGUGCUACCUGGACGUUGUUAGCUUCCACUGCUUUACGUUAGACGUGGAGAUUCCAUGCUGAUCCAGAGAGCCUCCCGUCAGCUGGUGUCUGCCUUGGUCAAGAGUCUCGACCUCUCCGUUGCCCCGGAAUUCGGCUCUUGGUUCCGGCUACCAUGCUGCACCACGCUGCGUUCCUGUUGCACUGCCUCCCACUGGUCAUGGGACAGUAUGACAUCUGCAAGUCCUGGGUGACCACAGACGACGGGCCCAUGUGGGACUUCUAUGCCUGCCAACCUAAGGCGAUGCCGAUGAAGGACUACAUGACCGUGAAGGUGGAUCCCUCGGAGAUCACCUGUGGGAACCCUCCAGAGAGAUUUUGCACUCACGAGAACCCGUACCUGUGCAGCGAUGAGUGCGACGCGUCCAACCCUGAUUUGGCCCACCCGCCGAAACUGAUGUUCGACAAAGAAGACGAAGGUCUAGCUACCUACUGGCAGAGCGUGACGUGGAGUCGUUAUCCGGAGCCUCUGUUGGCCAACAUCACGCUGUCUUGGAACAAGAGCAUCGAGCUGACGGACGACAUUGUAGUAACUUUUGAGUAUGGCCGCCCCACCGUCAUGAUGCUGGAGAAGUCCUUGGACAACGGCAGGACUUGGCACCCUUAUCAGUAUUAUGCAGAUGACUGCAUGGAAGCCUUUGGCAUGCAAGCGCGGCGGGUCAGGGAACUCUCCGCCACCAGCUCCAACAGGAUCAUCUGCACAGAGGAAUACUCCCGCUGGGCGGGCUCUAAGAAGGAGAAGAACGUUCGCUUCGAGGUGAGGGACCGUUUUGCCAUUUUUGCCGGGCCAGAUCUCAGAAACAUGGACAACCUGUAUACGAGGCUGGAAAGUGCCAAGGGCCUGAAGGAGUUCUUCACCGUAACAGACUUGCGGCUGAGGCUCUUGAGACCAGCGCUUGGGGGCACCUAUGUGCAGAGGGAGAACUUGUACAAGUACUUCUAUGCUGUGUCCAACAUCGAAGUCACCGGCAGGUGUAAAUGCAACCUUCACGCCAGCCUGUGUACCUUCAAGGAGGGCAGCCUCCAGUGCGAAUGUGAACACAACACCACCGGGCAGGACUGCGGCAGGUGCAAGAAGAACUUCCGCAGCAAGUCGUGGCGGGCCGGUUCCUAUCUUCCCCUCCCCAAUGGCUCUCCCAAUGUGUGUGCAGCUCCGAACUUCGGCACCUACGAGCGGCCAAAGCGAGUCACCACCCCCAAAGCCACUACCACUACAAUGCCCCAAACCACCACAACCAUCACCACUGCCGCCCCCUCCCCUACCUACACAGCCAGAACUCGGCAGCCAGCUGGUGCAGGGCAGCCUGACGAACUUCCUGCUUCAGGGAAAACAGAAACGACCGGCUCGCCCGAUUCAGCCUCUUUGCAAGUGAAUGCCUCCCCGCCCAAGACUGAGGCUGAGACCAAAGCUGCUGAGAGCUUACUGAGACCAUCUGUGGUGGAUCCUAAACGCGGGUCACAAGAACCUCCUGAAAGCAUUCGAGGUAAGGGAAGAGGUUCAUAGAUGACUCAAGAGUAGGGGUGCCUUUUCAAACCCUUGAACAUGCUGAUGGAAGGCAAGGCCACAC